Messenger RNA from Saccostrea cuccullata (small rock oyster), 561 nucleotides. RefSeq lists its product as uncharacterized. The coding region runs from base 66 to 530 and encodes 154 amino acids. The transcript has 3 exons. The record is from RefSeq and is a predicted model, not a curated record. Lineage: Eukaryota; Metazoa; Mollusca; Bivalvia; Ostreida; Ostreidae.
CUGUAGCCAUUAAAAUCAGAGGUAAGGAUCAUCCUAAAAAGUCUGUAGCCAUUAAAAUAAGGGGGAUGGCUCAGGCUGAAGAGUAUACAGUGACUAUUUCACCUGCAUCAGCCAUACUUAACAAGGGAGAGAAUCUGAAGGCCCUGUGUAACAUACCCGGACUGUCUGCCCUGGACAUUAUCAGUAAACUCAAGGUCAGGUGGUACCACAAUGGCCGCCAGCUGACCAGUCAGCCAGUCUGUGAAUUUGAAGAGGCCUCCAUGUCAGACAAGUAUGCCUGUAGUGUGCUCUCCCCUCAGGCAAACAACAUCAGCUUAGAAUUCACCGUAAGAAACGUACAGAAGGCAGAUGCGGGGAACUUGACCUGUGAAGUGUUAGAACAAGUGAAAUACGGAGGAAAAUGGUACAGGGAUAAACUAGUAGCUAAAAAGUCUGUAGCCAUUAUGAUUAGGGGUAAGGAUAAUCCAGAAAAGUCUGUAGCCAUUAAAAUAAGGGGUAAGGAUAAUCCAGAAAAAGUCUGUAGCCAUUAAAAUCAGAGGUAAGGAUCAUCCGAAAAAGUCU